Molecule: messenger RNA, 2827 nt
Organism: Syngnathus acus (greater pipefish)
Lineage: Eukaryota; Metazoa; Chordata; Actinopteri; Syngnathiformes; Syngnathidae
Product: probable phosphatase phospho1
Exons: 4
Coding region: 383-1123 (246 amino acids)
Molecular function (GO): phosphatase activity
Source: RefSeq, a predicted model, not a curated record
AAAGGGUGUGACAGAAGUGACUUGCUUGUGCAUGUCUGCCUUAACGCUGUACCUUUUAGCGAGAAUGUCAUCCUGUGAGUCAUGGACGUCGUCAUAGACAUGCAUACGUAAUGCUUCGAUUAGUACGGAAGCGUACGUCGACGUCGCCGCCAUACUGGAUGUGGCUGAGUGUGGAAGAUGAACUGCCUUAUUUGUGUAGCACCCGUUUUCCACCCCAAGCAUAAUUUCACGAGUAUAUCUUUACAGUCGCAGGGCGGACACUCUACCACUAGGCCACUGAGCUGUGUGCUGCUGCUGCGGCGGCGGUGAAGUGUGUGUUAAUAGAGCCUGUCGUCACUGGGAUGCGGCUGCCUGCUCGUCGAGAGCCUAAGCAAGACCAAAGAUGACUGCAGCGCCCCAACCACGUUUCCUGGUCCUGUUUGACUUUGACGAGACGCUCGUGAAUGAGAAUAGCGACGAUGCGGUGUUGCAGGCUCUGCCGGGCCAGCAGCUCCCCGAUUGGUUGAAGAACAGCUACCGCGAGGGCCACUACAACGAGUACAUGCGGCAGAUUCUGGCCUACAUGGCCGAGCAGGGCGUGACGCCCCACGCCAUCCGCUCAGCCCUGGAGAACAUCCCGCCCACACCCGGCGCCCUCGCACUGUUGCACUUCCUCCAGAGCCACCAGGACGACUUUGAGCUGGCGGUAGUCUCGGACGCCAACAUCUACUUCAUCGAAACUUGGCUGAAGCACGCGGGGGUGCGCCAUCUCUUCCAGAGGAUCUUCACCAACCCGGCCAGCUUCGACGACGCUGAGCGUCUGGUGCUGCUCCCCUUCCACGCCCACUCGUGCCCCCGUUGCCCUGACAACAUGUGCAAGCAAGUCAUUCUGAGGGAGUAUCUGGCAUUGAGGCAGAAAGAGCGCGGCACGCCUUUCCAGCAAGUGUUUUACGUCGGUGACGGCGCCAAUGACGUGUGCCCCUCGCUGGCCUUGGGUCCCCGAGACGCUGUCUUCCCUAGGAGGGACUUUCCCCUGCACAGCCUGCUGAAGUCCGAGGGCACACAGUUUAAGGCUAACCUGAUUCCCUGGAGCAGCGGCCAGGACGUCAUGGACUGUCUAAAGAAAAUCGUGGAAGAGAGAUGAUAAUUGAUGAGACGAAAACAACAGUAACAAAGGUGCUUAAAUCAUAUAAAAUAGAUCAUUUAGAAGUAUACUAAGUAUUUGCAUUUCCAAGUAUAUAUAUUAUGAAAUAUAACUAUAUAACUAUAAUUUCUAAUACCGCUCGCAUUAAAAUCAAACUCUGAAUUUUAGAAGGGAUCCAAAUAUUUAUAUUUGAAAAAUAACAUCAUAAAGUCCACUGGAAAACAAUUUUAAAUAAAAAAAAAUAUAUAUAUAUUUUAGGCAGCAUAUAAAAAAAAACAGUCUGCAUAGACUUAUUCAACAUCUGGAAAAAAAAUAGUGUGAGGAGCUUAAUUGCUUAAGUCAUACAUUUUUCGGUUGCUGAUUUUUUAAUUUGUUUUUAAGUUCAGGUUUUGACGCUAAAAAUGAUUCAUUAAGAAAUUAAAAUUGAAACACAUUGUGUCCGCUUCACAGAGCAUAGGGACCAGGUCCACAAAAAUGUGUAAAUAAUUGCCACCCAUUAUAAAUGUAGUGGGGGGAAAAAAAACAUGCUACAGUAUUGUAGACGCAAGUAAGCGAUUGAUUUGACGACAUCAGUCAAGAUCUCGUUGUGACAUGAUCAAUGACCCUGACCGCGGAUCUUUGUUGAUCAACACUUGUCGUAACUGAUAAAUCCAUCAUGCAAACGAACAAAGCGAAGCGAGCCACGAUGAGGCAGGUUGAUUUGUUUAGGUAACACGGUGCUUUCAGGGUACUUUCACAACAUUUACGCUUGCACGUGCUGUUCGACAAAUAGUUUUUCUUUAAUUGUGCUUUUAAGAUUGAGCAAAAAUUUCCAUUCACUGCCCAACCCUUUGCUUAAAACACCCGUUCCUCUAGUAUUCUGAAUCGUCUCCUUAUGAAUACAAAGAAUCCGCUACAAUAUGGAAUCGAUGCUGACGCAGGUUUCCAUGGACAUUCAAUGUUAUGGGAUCAGGUACGAAGUGGUGAAAUGAGCGCAUCGGCUUACAAAAGAAAGGGGCGAUACCUAAUCUAGUUCUUGAAGAUACCGCGCCGUAAUCUACACCAGCAUUUAAACAACACUGUAUACCCUGCCUGCACUUUAACCCCGCAAUGGAACAUUUGAGUCAACACAGUUAACACAUUGUUAUUGCGUGCCCAUUUUGAUAUCCGCAUUUCAAAUUAAAUGCAACGUUAGUGUUUACCAAUCAAUAUUUCUAAUGAGAUUAAAAGUGCCAGCCCACCAUCUUUUGUCAUAAUGCAAAAGCGGUUAAGGUUAAUCUGACAGUGUUAACUGAAAUUCUUACUUUUGGUGUAAAUGCAGAAUGUAUAGGAGAGUUCAAAUUAAUUAUAUUUUUGAAGAAAAAAAGAAAACCAGCAAAUGUUUUAACGUCACUAUACUCACAAAAUAUGCCACCAUUGUCCCUUUUAGAAGCUUCUCAGGGAGAAGAGUUUAUUCUGUUGCUUUAUAGGAACUGUUGUAAACAUUAUUCAUCACAAUGACGUCCAUUUUUCGAUGUGCGUAAUUGAAAUAUGUGCAAUAAUGAACCCUACGCAAUAUGAUGUAUAGGAUACAUAAGGGAAACAGAUUUUUUUUUUUUAUUCCUACUACAUUUGCUUUAAUUUGGGAGCGUAUGUCCCUGCUUUCCUUUGACUAGCUGUACUUGGAUUUGAAAGAUCAAUGUAACACAACAUUGUAACAGGAAUGUAAAAGCCAUCAUGUCAUCA